This is a messenger RNA of Paramuricea clavata, 7027 nucleotides long. The record is from the annotation of a GenBank genome assembly. NCBI's taxonomy places the organism in Eukaryota, Metazoa, Cnidaria, Anthozoa, Malacalcyonacea, Plexauridae.
UUCAGCAAUGCCAGAAGAGAGAGAUCUCAUAUCUGUGAACUAUGUCAGUCCGCUGGUGUUGAGGAAGGAGUUGGAGAAUCUAAUGGAUAAUGAAGGCGUAGGGGUCCUGGAAUCACCUGAUAUCAUCAAAGAAAAACAAGUGAUUUUCUGGAAUAUGGUUAGUGUGGAGCAUGUAUCUUUCAUCCCUGCGAUGAGGCAGUUUAAAUAAAGUUAGUUCAGUUUAGGUUUCCUCUUGCAGUAACACAGCGUCAAUAAGGGAUUGAUUUUACUUGACCUCUAGGAGAAGAGUUUAGUACUGAAAGAGCUAUCCAGUAUAAUAUUUAUAAUUGAAGUUAAUUUAGCUCAGGUUUCCUCCUGUAGUAAUACUGGAUUAAUAAGAGAUGAUCCUUACUGGACCACUAGGAAGAACAGUUUCCUAAUGAAAGAGCUAUCCAGUAUCAAUAAAGUUAGUUUAGUUAGCGUUUCCUCCUGUAGUAACCCCAGGCUUCUAUAUAGGAAGAACAGUUUAGAACGGAUAGAGUAAUCCAGUAUAAAUAAAGUUAGUUCAGGUGUAUGAACCUUACAGAACAGUUUAGAACUGAUAAAGCUAUUGAGUAUAAACUACCUUAUGUUGCUUUAAAAAUUUUUACUUAUUUUUUUAAUUUAGGCUUGGUAUUUCCAGCGUCUUAAUUUACCGACACAUUUAACGGACCAUAUUUACGGCAAUUACGCGGAUGAAGAACGCUCUAAGGUAUGGUAAAGUUAGCUUCUUUUCCUCGCUAAAGUCUGAUAGUCUGUCAUACACGUAAAAAUCUCACAACUUGUCAACAAGAUGUGUUCGCAACAGACUUGUAGCAAGUUUGUCAACAACUUUUAACAAUGCUCUUAUUUCAUCAAGUUGCUACAAGGUUGUCACUCCCAACUUGUUGACAAAUUGUUAAAUUGCAAGACGAUGUCACAAGUUGUUAGAACAACUUGUAACAAGUCUGUUGACCCGCGCGAUCUUCCCUUUCCUGUGUCCCUGCUUUUGGCCAUUGCCAGGCCCGUAUUUCGGUCCCUGUAUAUGCAUGGACAGUCGCCCGAAGAUUGGCUUACAAAAAAUAUUUUUGAGGGAUGAUUAUUAUUGAUUAGGCCGAGGAAAAAAGUGUAUUCUGUUUCUGGUCAGCUUGCAGGUCGUCUUUGACUAUGCGCGUCAACGGGAUUUUUUUUUGAAAGUCGCUGAUCAUCUCAAGGACAUUUUCUUCGCUGGUUAAGGAAAUCUACUGAAAUUUUGACACGAAUAUUACAUGUUCAUGAAUAAGUGUUAGUAGUCAAACGUACUGUAUGUUUUGGCGUGAUUUUCGUGAGAGAAUAAGUUCUUGUGAUAUUAUUGGGGCUCCAAGGAUAAAACACACAUAUUUCGCUUGAAAAUCACGUUUGUUGAUGUACAUUUCACACAAAUUGCCGAAUAUCAAAAAUUGCUUUGCUCGCACAUUUCUGGUGGCGUAAUUUGUUACGUCACCUAUUGGCAAUAAAGUCUACCGGGCAUAUGAGCCCCAAUACCGGAGAAUAUUUCAUUUUGAUAUAUUUGUAUUAUUCUAUAGUAGUUCUCAUUUUAUUUUAUGCAAGCUUGGUGACAGUUUAACAUUAAGCAGAAAUGUACUCGCCGCCAGAAGUGACCCCCACCCCCCAGUGAAGGUUCCUUCUGUCUAAAAUAUAAGCAAGGGAAGAAUAACUUAGUUAAGAAGAGUAUUUUAGUAAUCCCAUGACCAAAUCUUUGUCUAGUGGAUGAAAUAUAUAAAAAAAUGCCGAAAAUCAAGCUCCAGACACUUAAAAAUACAAACUUUUUCUGUGCCAGACAUGUUCCCACUUUUCCCGUUUACCACCACCUAGUUGGGUCCCUUCCUCUUGAUGGCCCCUCUACUGACAAAUUCUUAAAAGAGCUCCUGGCAAAAAGCGUUCCAUUGAAAAAGAAAUGGAAAAAGCCGCGCGUCAAUUUUGGACAGACAAACUGACAAGAAACAGAAUACCUUAUUUUGGCGAUGCAACCUAGGAUGAGGUGCGCUCCGAAAAAGAAAAGAUAGCCAGCUAUUAAACUUAGUUAAAAUAUGUGUUGUUCAAGAAACUCGACUUUCAGUACAAUCUUUUUGAAGGAUUUUGAUGGCCAGGUUCACGUAUCGACAUCGUGGGACUUGGAUCGACCUAUUGACGACGACCACAUUCCGUUGUAUGUUUUAUGGAAUGUACCAGGUAAGUUAUAGCUUAAAGCCAGUUUUCCACUUGCAAUUGUUACUGCGAGUUCUAGUGGGAUUUUCUUCUUAGAUAGAUAGAUUAUGCACGCUGAUCCUAUCAACCGAAGCUGAUUUCCACGAGGGGCGUGUGCCAAAGUUUUAAAAAGAUAUAGAGUAUUAAAAUAGUAACAUAUUAAUGUCUAAUGAGAAAGUUGGUAGACUAUUUACAGGUAUACAUUAUUUACAAUGCUUAUAUCACAUACUCGACCGACCUGACCGCGUAGCUCAUGCAGUUGGCAGAGGCAUUGGGCUAGUAUUCCAAAGGUCGUAGGUUCGAUUCCCACCGUGACCAGGCAUAUUUUUCAAGCUUUACCGGUGUGGAUAUACACUCAGAGUAACCAGAUUGCAUAACUAGAAGUCUGCUGUUGAAUGACUUAGUUUAGUCAUGGUCGAUAAUUUGCUUUUCAGCUCAUGAACACCAAGACGCAACUAUAGAUGAAAAAUCCUGGACUCCAAGAAGGUAAAUCAUUACGAAGUGGAAAUAUUAAAAAAUCCAAUGCUUUUAUAUUUCAAAAACGCGAGCUUAAAAUCUUCUAUAUUUGAGGGUUGAUGUGAAUAUGUUUUCUAUAGUGUCGUCCAGUCUGUCGUCGCUAAUAUAAAGGUCAAUGACAUUGCCGAUCCAUUUGGAUGUCUUUUUGAAGAACGGAACAGACAGAAGCUUAUUAAUCCUAACAUUCAAUGGUAAGUUGUCGAGUUACCCAGUAUAUUAGAGUUCCAGAAUUAGCGCUAGACAAGGACAGUGGCCUAUUUUGCUCAGGACAGUGCAAGGAUACUCAACGAAACGCGAAGCGUUGGCCGUUGAGGUCAUAGAUAUCUUAUAUACACUAGAUAGCGCAUCUCUUUUAGUAAAAUUGAAGCCAAGAAUAUUCCAGCGGUUACCCCCAUUUGAAUAGAUGGCGGCCAUGUUUGGUGUUUCCCACUCGCUAAUAAACGCUUAAAAAACAACAAUAACUUUCAUCAUUUGAAUAGUUUAAAAAUGUAUUUGGAAUAGGUUUACCUAUUAAGUUUCGUGUUUAAGAAAUAGAAAACAUACGAAUCUUCUCAUUUCAUGGGAAUAUCCUGAGUCUGCAAUCACGGCUUCAAUUUUUGAAUUGUAGAAUAAUUAGAUGCACUAUCUAGUGUAUAUAAGAUAUCUAUGGUUGAGGUCAUACAGGGUGUCCCAAAAACCCAAAACUAUAUGUCUUAAUAAGGACUGGGUACUUGGGUCAAAAACGUUUUUGACAGCGUAUAACUCGAAAACAAUUUUAGAUAUAAAGAAAACUGUUUAAAUGUGUCUUAUAUGUAGGUUUGUAAGCAUUCACAAGAAAGUACAAGUCAUUUUGUUGUAAUUGAAUACAAAAGAAUUUACAUUUUCUUGCUGUAAUACAAUUUAAUAGGGAUAUGCGAUGCUUGUUUUCUCGGUGUUGGGCACGUUUUUUUCGGCAAGGAACUUUUGUGGUAAUUGAGCAUCUAUGGUUCUAUAUAUGAAUUGAACGACAGAAAAUCUAUUUCCCAGGAGGGUGCCACGAAAUUGCUUUCUAGACACUUUUCGCACAACAGCCCGGCCUAGUUUUGGAGUUUUUUGGGACACGGGUACUGAGGUUAUUAUUUGUUUCAGCAUGCAUAUACCACAAUGGAACAAGAAUGACCAAAAACAACGAAAUUUGUUUUUUUGUAUAUCAGAUAAAGAUCGGCUGCAUGCUCAUGUUUUAACUAGUUCUUAUUUCUACGUUUUAGGAGUAUUUAUAGAGAGAUGCUGUUCCUAUCAUUGAUGGCUUGUGGCUCUGACAAUAUUAACAUAGGUAAUUGUGGUACGUACUGUACAUGGCGCCCGAAAGAAAAUCAACACCAUUAUAAGCUCACUAAAAGUUGACACCGAACUGUUGCGCAUCACGUAGGGCUAGCUGAGAUGAAACGUGCAUCCACGAUGAUUAAUAUUUAUUAGGCACAGUUCAGCUUUUUGAUUGAUGGUUUUUAAGGCGCGUUUCAGCCCUUUUAAUUGAAAAAAACUAACCAGGAAAAUCAAUUAAGCAUAAUUCAAGAUCAGUAAACUCAAUGUUUUUAAUAAAUAAAAGUGUUUUAAAAUGUUAAAAACAUUGAGUUUGCUGAUAUUGAAUUACGCUAAUUGAUUUUCCUAGUUAGUUUUUUCAAUUAAAGGCCUGAAAUGCGCCUUAAAAACCAUCAUUCAAAAGGCUGAACUGUGCCUUUAAUGAAAUUGAGACAAAGGAUUGAGACAAAGGAUUUGUGCACGGUGAAGUACAGUUCAACAUCAAACAAAGGUCUUCUAUUUUGUAGCUUUGAAGUCUGCCGGAUUUUCCAGACCAUCAUGUCUUAACAGACCAUGGUUGUCCACAGCUAGUAGCUGAAGCCCCGUUUACACUACGCUCAAUUUUUGGUACGGCACGGAUAAAAUUGGUACCCGUACCACUUUUUCGGUUCUUGGACUACCUAUUUAGCUAAGCCCCGUUUACACUACGCUCAAUUUUGGGUACCGUACCACUUUUUGGUUCUUGGACUACCUAAAUAGGUAGUCCAAGAACCAAAAAAGUGGUUGCCGUACGAAAAAUUGAGCGUAGUGUAAACGGGGCUUAAAUAAUGUUUCAACUUUUAAUGCACACAUUGUCUUAACAUCCAACAGUCGACCUCCAAAUCAUCACAGGCAAUAUUUCAAAAUUCUCAAAUUUUCGGCUAUAAAGAGAGUUGCCAACAUACUGUAUAUGGUCUUCAUAAAUGUCAUACCCUAAGGAAAUGUCAGUGCCAAGCAUGCCAUCGAAGAAAUUUUGGUGUACAUUUUCAGAUUUGUACGAGAUUGCCUCUUCUAUAGAGGUAUACGGAUGGGGGGGGGGCAAAAACAACAGUACCACCCCACAAACUACACAUCCCAUUUCUAAUUACAGAUUCGUUUGAUCGAGAGUACAAACGGACAUACCGCUAUCUACAUCGUGAUGGUAACAGCGGUACCUACCCUUUGACAAAUGAAGAUCAUCCGCUGCCCACACGCGCUAUGUGGUGUCGGCGCGCCUUUAAACCUCCGACCCUUCAGCCCAGAUUGCCGCCAAGUCGAUAUUUCCUCAGUCAAGGUCUUAUUAGCGAAGAUUAAAAAAAUCCUGUUGAAAAGUUAACUAAACAUAAUAAUAGGUUAAUUAAGGAUCAUUGAACUAUUUAUGAUCAAAAUAAGUUUAUUCUACAACUUCAGCCGGUUUAAAGAGGAGCAGGUUUUCUAUGAACGGUUUUCAUAUGGCAAGUUUUCUUUGUACAGUACAACAAAGUUUCUAUGACAAUUUUUUUGUUUUCUAGGUAACCUCCACGAUAGUAAUAUAUUAGAUAGUAAUAUAUAUUUCAAGUACAAUUUGGAAAAAAUAUGCACGAGUGAGUUUUUCAAAGACGAUCAGAUCUCUGAAAAACUCACGAGUGUAUGUUUUUGUUUUUUUUCAAAUUGCACGAGAAACCAUACUAUAACUUAUUAAUAAUAUACAUGAAAAAAUUAUGCAGUCACUCCUAAAAACUCUUAUAUGUUGGGGCUUUUGUAUUAUUUCUGCUGGAAAUAGAAGAUUCCCCUUACGUUUUCGUAGCGCUUUGCAUUGUGGUUCUAGUGGUAUCACUGAUAUUCAAGAUGGCUUAUUUUUUGUUGUCCUGACCCGUGCAAGAACUUUUAAAAAAGCUAGGGUCAGGUGCACGAUAUCCAGCAGCAAAAUAUUCGCGAAAACAUUCAAUGUUUUUAUUCGAUGCCGCUAUCUUUAUCAGUGAUACCACUAUAACCACAAUGCAAAGCGCUACGAAAACGUAAUUAGGGGAAUCGUCUAUAUAGCUCUAUCUUAUUGGCUAUCUUUGUUAUUGUUUCAAAUUUUAAGCCAAUCAGAAAGCGUAAGUAGUCAAUCAAAAUUUGCACAGCAUGUAUUUCUUUUUUGCACCGUAAUUCAUUUUUUGGCACUGUAUUUCGAUCAAAACCUAGCAUACUGGCUUUUGAACAAGUUUACAUGUCAUGGUAAAGAUUGAAAAAGUUGCCUAUACAAGACAAGCAAAUAUAAUUUGUCAUAUGAAAAUUUGUCAUAUAUAGUGAGAAAACUUGCUCGUCUGUAACCGGCUUUAAUAAAAAAUUCUUAGAGUUCAGACUUUAUAUUCUCAGUCCUAGGACGUCAUAGAAAAUUUAUAUACACUCUCAGAACUUGGGUAAAAUUUUAUCUGAUCAUUUAAUCAAAACUUUACCAGACCUAUACGACUUGAUCAAUAUUUUACCCAGUUCUAACACUUAAUCAAAACAGUAUGUAUAUGAAUGUAUAUGUGGUCAUAGAAAUUGUUUAGAACGUUACCUGGUCGUAGAAUUCCUAGAACUGAAUCCCAGUUCUAAUAAUUAAAUCCUUACUCUGGGUCAGAGUGAAGGUUCAGAGUACUGACUCAGACUUCACUGACUUUUGUUGUCUAAUAUACAUUAUCCAGCUUUCCGCGAAAGACGCUGGUCGUUAAUUUACGUUUUCGAGUGUCUAAUAUACUUAUAUAGUAGUAAAUUAAAGGAAUAUCUUCAUUUGUUUUUGUAAUAUAAAAUUAAUGAAACGUGUGUUAAAUAGAUAAAUGUUAAGAGUACAUAAACGAUUUUUUGUUAGUAUGUUUGUUAAGAGUACAUAAACGAUUUUUUUGUUGAUAUAAUUUGAGAACAUUUUUGUUCAUUUUAAGUUGUGGGUAGAUCUAUAUUUGGUAUGGUAUGGUAUGGUAUGUAUGGUUAACUGGAUGGUUUAUUUUUUGUCACGUGAUGCUUUUAUAUUCUUUGUACAAAAGCACACGUAAUUUUAUCGACCCCCCAC